Symbiodinium sp. CCMP2592 is the source of this 5544-nucleotide messenger RNA. Lineage: Eukaryota; Dinophyceae; Suessiales; Symbiodiniaceae. The record is from the annotation of a GenBank genome assembly.
AUGGGGUCGAGUACUUCUCGGGCGGUGUCUACACCUACGGGAACAAGGACCCCGGGCCAUGGUGUGCUUUUGUUCUUCAUCGCAACGUCGCUACACCGCCACAACCUUUUGGGCACCGAGAUCGUGACCCUCUCCUUCGGCGAGUUCUCCGGCGGUCAAAUCUGGGUGGAAUGCGACGAGAGCCAGACGACUUCGCCUAUCUACCGGGGCGAUCCUGGGGGGACCGUCCGCUGUGGAAAGCUCGUGUGCUCUCAGGAAAACCCAGUCAGGCUGGACCCGAAGGUCCGUCACGGCACGGAGGCCUGGGAAGGGGAGCGGUGGACGCUUUCCUGCUUCACACCGCGUGGCUAUCCUCUGGUUCCCUCAACCGAUCGAGAACGUCUACGAGAGCUACGCUUUCCUUUGCGAGACCUACCACGACUCGAAGGACCCGGUGAUCAAGCCUUCCACGUUGCUACGACUACCCGGCCAGCCAAGAGUAUGCGAAGGGAUCUGUGGAAACGGGCGCAGAGGUUGGCUUCUCUGACUACCUGGUGUACGAUGGCGGCAACGAUGUGGACCCAGACUUGUUGGCCUCUUCCUCGAGGCCAGGCGGCUUUGGCACUCGCUGAAAUCGGUGGCUACGAAAAGACGAUUGAGGCCACCAGCUACGACUACUCCGCUCUGGAGCCUGUGUUUGCUGAGGAUCUCCGCGACCCCCAAGAGGUCGAGGCCUUCAUCAAGAUGAUCGAGUACUUUCAGCCCCAAACGAUUUGGGUUCAUGGGGACACCUGCUACGACAUCCUGACCGAGAUCUACCCGGCCCUGGACGCUCAAGUUGGUGCUGGAAGGAGGCUUGUUGUUGUGGGCCCCGAACACGAGGCCUGUUGGUUCCACCCUGAGAUCAUCAAUUUGAUUCAGAAGUACGAGGAGAAGAGCGUCUGGAACGACGCGGUUGGCGACCACGAGACCUUCAACCUCACCCUGGAGUUCAACUCGCGCGUCAAUGAGGAGUUUACCCCAACGUCUGCCGAGGAGAUCGAAUCUGAGAUCCCCCUCUUCUCUGCCUACGUCACCGACGCCGAAGGUCGGGAAGCGAAAGGUGGGACGAGAGACAACGGUCCCCGAGGAGCCUCAGCCAUUUCUUUUGUCCCCGGACAAUCUAUCCCGAGGGAGGUGCAGAGUUCUCUACGACGACUCCACCAGAAUUUGGGGCACCCGGAUGCCCAAGACCUGGCAAGACAUCUCCGUCUUGCUGGCGCCUCCCCAGAUGUGGUGGCAGCGGCCAAAAGGAUCAAGUGCGAAGUCUGCGAUCGGAACAAGCGCGGUGGAUCGGCUCGCCAGGCCUCUAUGCCGAACCUCCUGAGCUUCAAUCAGGUGGUGGCCCUCGACGCCUUUACUGCCUACGAUGCCGAGAAAAAGAAGGUCGAGUUCCUGAUCGCUGUGGACAUUGGAACAGGGUUUUGUUUAUCGGCGCCCCUACUCGGUCACUCAGGAGCGGCCAUGGAGACCACGUUCUGCCGUAUGUGGUCCAAUACGUUCGGGGCACCGGGAACCAUGAUCCUGGACCUAGAGACCGGCCUCCAAAAGGGCCUCAGCCGCUAUAGUGAGUGGCAUGGGACAAAGAUCCGUCCCAUUGCCGCCCAAGCACACUGGCAGCAGGGCGCCGUGGAGCGCUGCAUCAGAACGUGGAAGGAAGUGUGGGUCAAGACUGUCGAUGAGAAGGCAGGGACGGCGGAUGAGCGAGACAUGCUCGUCACUGCGGUCAAUGCGGCGAUGAACUCACUGCGCCGUGAUAGCGGACACAGUCCUGCACAAGCUGUUUGGGGUCGUGACCCGGCCUCCCGGACGACCUCUUCGACGAGGACGGCAGCGUGCAUAGCCGAUUUCAAGGUGAAGAAUGAUGGGAAGUUGCGGAGGGCUCUCAAUCAGAGGACCCGUGUCAUGGGACCGGAAGUCGACGUAGGGGCCCACAUCUACAUGUACCGCAAGCCCAAAAGCCAGAAGCAUUGGGAAUGGUUCGGUCCCGCCGUCGUGAUCGGAGAGGAGGGCGGCAACUACUGGGCCUCCUUCGGGGGGAGAUGUCAUCUCAUAGCACCGGAGCACAUGCGACUCGCCUCCGGAGAAGAGGUUGGCCAAGCCUUUUCUGCGAAAGUCGCGCGCGACGACCUUCACAAGUUACUGGAACUCGACUUCGUCGAGGAGGAGACCUACGUCGAGGCCGACGACACCUACGAGGGCGAUAUCGGCGAUGUAGAGCUGGAUGCUGGAAGUCCCGACUACGACGAGGAGGACAGCGAUGCAGCCAUGCGAGAAGGUCGAGCUCGAGAUGAUGUUGAAGCACCCCUCCCGGUAGCCAAGCGCUACCGUCGGAAGGGCCCACAGGAAGCCGACGACCGAGAUGCACGCGGAGACCCACAAGAACUUGCAGGUCAAGAAGUUUUCAUGAUGAAGAUACCAAAGACUGAGAGGGGCCGCCAGAAGGCCCUCGAGAAAGAGCUUCCGUGGAGUCUCAUUCCCCCGGACCAACAUGAGGGUUUCCGCCAGGCAGAACAGAAACAGUGGUUGGAGCACGUUGAGCACGACGCGCUGGAACCCUUGUCUGUUGAGCAAAGCAGGCGAGUGCUGAAGGAGAAGGGGAGCCGCAUCUUGAACAGCAGGUUCGCCUACCGCGAUAAGUUGUGGAGCCGUCGCCGCCAAGAACCAGAAGUGGGCUGGAAGCAUAAAGCGAGGCUUGUGAUCAGCGGGCACCGAGAUCCAGACCUGCUGACAGGCCUCCCGACGCAUGCGCCUACCAUCUCCCGGCAGGGGAUCCUGUUGCUCCUCCAGAUUCUUGCUUCGAACCUGGAGUCUGGAUGGACGGGUCAUGCAGGUGACGUUUCGGCGGCUUUCCUCUGCGGCGAGACAUUGCAGAGGGAAUUGUUCUUACGGCAGCCGAGGAACGGCCUCGGCACGCUCCACCCGGAGCAACUGCUCAAGAUCAAGAAGCCCAUCUUCGGCCUCGUGGACUCCCCGGCGGCGUGGUGGAAAAAGUUCAGCAAAACCCUCAAGAACAUGAGGCUCCGUGGCGAGAAUGGGGAAGUGUGGUGUGUCCGGCAGUGUUGCUUGGACCAUUGCAUCUUCAUGAUCCAGAAGGAGAUUGUCAAUGAGGAGACUGGCGAGGUUUCCUAUGAGGCACCGGUCGGAUACCUCGGCGUCCACGUCGACGAUGUGCUGUUGAUAGGACAGGACAAAGUCUGUGCCCUCAUGAAGGAAAAGCUGAGCGAACUCUUCCCCAUCCGUGAAUGGGAAACUGGGAGCUUCGAGUACGUUGGAUCCUACAUCCAGAUCACCCCCGAGGGAGUGCGUCUGACCCAGGCGAGCUACGCGGCUACAAGACUCUUUGAGGUUGAGAUCGCCAAGGACCAAUGCGACCUCGACGAGGCGACUGAGGAGCAGCGACAUGACAAUAUGUCGCUGAUAGGGGCGUUGAGCUGGCUGGCUUGCCAAAGCCGGCCCGACCUCCAAGUCGGUGUCAGCUUGUGCCAGCAAAGACAGAAGCAACCGUUAGUGGAAGACCUCAAGUUCACUAACACUCUGGCGCACCGCGCGCUAGAGCUCCAAGAGCAGGGGCUGACGUUCUACCCCGUCAAUCUGGACGAUGCGGUGCUUCUGUGCUACCACGAUGCGGCCUGGGCGAACGUUCCCCAGAACCAGGACGAUCCAUACUACAGCCUGACGACCGAGGAGGAUCUCCAAGGGCUCAUGGACCCGAGCCUUCGAGCGAAGAAUGCGAAGGCCAAGAAGGCGAACUCAUCGAUCGCCUGUCAACUCGGAGCCCUGUACGUGUUGUGUGACACCGCUGUCCUGAGAGGCCAGCGGAAAUGUGGGAGCAUCCUUGACUGGAAGAGCGGGGCUUGCGACCGAGUUUGUCGGUCGACAUUUGCGGCGGAGACUAUGGCUUGCGCCACUUCCAUCGAGACGGCCGACUACAUCUCGAAGUUCUUGGAAAGCCUACUGAGAGGAGACCUGAUCCGAGACGACUCACGUCUACAGUUGAGGCUCGCUUUGGAUCUGGCGUCCAUCCGAAAUGAUUUGAAGGCCAACGAGUGGUGGGAGAGCCUGAAGAGGGGCAUCAAACUUACUUUUUCAGAGGCGCAUGUGUUUGCUCGAAGCGUGGCCAAAACGGAGUCACGCCAGCUGCCCGAGGUUUCAUGGGCCAUGCUGCGGAUUCAGACCGUGUCGGGUGAAGGAGUCGCUGAGAUUGACUUGGCGAUCUUUCUCGAGGCGCAGCCUGCCGGCAUGCAUCCCGUCCGGGCAUUGAAACAACACUUGUGCAGCAUGUGUGGGCUGUCAAGGUUCAGGCAAAGGCUGGUAUUCCUGGACGAUAAUGUGGUUCUAGAUGACGAUGGCACCUUGAGACCUGGCGAAGUUCAGGUCGUACUUCAAAGCUUCCACCCACCAUCGGAUGCUCAAGUGACGGCGCUUCGGCAAGCUGCGAGAAGCGGUGUGUCAGCAGAAGUGGAAAAUCUUCUACAAAGGCCGCAAGACCCCGAUUUGGGAGAUCCGGACGAGGUGGAGGUUGCACGCUUUCUGCUGGAGGCCAACGCGGACAAGGACAAGGCAACGCAGGAUGGCACUACUCCGUUGAACAUAGACACAAGUAUCGGUGAUGCGCCUGUGCUGGAAUACAAUGCAGCCUGGAUUUGUAACUUCGCCUUCUGCUUCCUCAGCGCACGCAGCGAGGAAGCACCUACCCAGGCUGCAGAGCAGGUCCUGCUGUUUUCCGGCGGCAGACCCGAAGGAGCAGAGAUCCUCUUGGCGACCAGCGUGAACUUCGCCUUCGUCUUCGUGUUCUGGCGGCCGGUCGCUGGCCUUCUCCACACGGUGAAGGCGCGUGUCUGGCACGAUGUCCUUGCCUUCGUGCUAGCGCUCUCGCCGCUUGCUCUCAUGUUCUGCUUGAAGACCCUCUCGUUCGGAGAGGACUGGCCCGGCAGGACGAUGGUGCUGCCGUACCUUCUCCACGUUCACCUUGGCAUUCUUGGGGCGGCCCUCUGGGACAGGUUUCUGUCGCAGCUGCGGCCGCUCGGCUUCCAGGCAAUGGCAGAUUCCACGCAUUUGCUUCCUUGGGACGUGUUCAAGGGCUGGCUCGUCUUCACCACUGCCGCAUGGUGGGUUGCCUUUGUGCUCUUCGCGCCCCUGGGGCAGGUCAUUCUCAUGCACGACUUCGGCUCUGCCCAGCUCAGUUCUGUGGGGCAUCCAGCUCUGGGGCUGCCAUCGCCCCUCUGGCUCCUGGCAUCAGUGUGGCCCCUGGCUGCUCUCAUGAUCCUUUGUGGCCUCGUGGUGGCCCUGAGGCACUUCAAUGCCUUCCUCAGGUGGCUAGACUCAGAGUUGACGCAUAUUGGCCAAAAUCUGCUCUACUACCUCGUGGUCAUAAACAUCUUCCUCGCGUCCCUCCAGCGGAGCGACUUGCGAAGGGCCAGCUGCAGCCUGUGCCACUGCCUGCUGGGUGCCUUGAGCAUCCUUGCCGCCAGCAGGUUCAUCCAUUUCAUGGCAGGGCAGUCCCGCAAGGCCGCCAAAGUCUGA